AGGCCGGUACCAGGAAUACUGUCAACGAGCGUACCGGUACAGAGAAACCGAAUUUGACGCAUCGUGCGAAAGAAAGAUUCGAACUAUCAAUCAUCAGUAUCGUCACCAUCAUUGUCCGACCCAAACCAGAAGACACAAAGAAUCAGUCUUAAUAUCAAUACAAGCAAGCGAUAAAUCUCAGGCACUUGUGGUUUUACCGAAGAAUUUUGUUGCUUUGGUCGCCCGGCACUUCCAGAGAUCGCCGAACCCCAACAACCCGUGAGGCAAACCCGAGUGUCUACCACGGCGCGGCGGUACCGCUGUGUUUCUGAGAGAGACGGGGGCCGAGCGAUUCGUCAAYUGCGCAUUCUGUGAUGAUCCGUCCGAUCGGAUCAGGAGCGGUGCUGUGGUGGUGUCUGGCGUCGCUGUCCCUGUCCCUGUAUCUCUCUCUGUCGUCGACAAAACACGAUUGGGCUGUUUCCGCGGGUUCGGCUUCCGCCAAUCCAUUGGUUCGAAGCAGGAGCAGCCCGGAAAGCAGCGACCGAGCCGUUCCCGGGCUGGGCGGGGAACGCGCCGGUGCACACCAUUUCUGCGCGGACGGCGGGAAUGCCGGUGGCGGGGGGGAGGGUCUCUCGCCGAUGCUCUGCCUCCGCCCGACAAACCCACGCGGCCGUCUCUCCCUCCAAACCCUUGGCCGUCGCAACCACGGCUCGAAGGAGGAGAAAAACCACCACGCUGCUCACGAGAAUCCAGAAACGCCCGGCAAAUCCGAAUCGCCCCGCUGCUGCUGGAACGGUCUUCGGAACGCCACGGCGGUUUCCCCUCCAGGGCUUGGCGGCAGGAAUGGACGAACCCUGUCCCCGCGCUCCGAUGCGGAACCCGAUACCCCAGGGAAUGCCACCGGGACACCCGGGAAGGAUUCGUCCGGGUUGCGGCUGCUCUCUCGAAGGUUGGAUCUUCUCCGCGCURCAGAGAGGGUUAGGAACAACGAAAUUCCCUUGCCGCAAACCAUCGCGGGACUCUUUCAACCACAAGCACAACCUCGGCGACACAUUAGGAUUGUGGCGUUCCGCUUCGACGGCGCGGUCCCCGACACCCCGGUGCCACCGCCGCCGCCACCACGAACGGCGGAUUCGAGGUCGCCGCGGGCCGGUCCGGGGGUGGACCUGACGGGGCGGUGGCGGCCCGCMAGGACGAUCUCUUCGUCGGACCUCGUCGACUACGAGGCCUUUCUGGAGGCCUGCUGUUCCGAUGCGAUUUCCUACUGGACGCGGCGGCUCCUGGCGUCCUCCUCGGUGGUGUCCCGGCAGGAGCUCCUGGCGGARCAGUCCGACGGGGGCCGUUUCCUCGAGCUGGUGGACGUCCACCCGCUUUCGUCGGGGGGCUGGAACCGCACUUUUGUGGCCGGGGAAGGAAGCGCCGACACCGUGUACCGGCCGCGCUGGAACCGGCUCGAGGACCCGCAGGGAAAUCCGAUCCUCGUGCAGGCCUACUGGCAGAGCAACGGCACCGUGCACACGACGACGAGCCGGCCGAUCGAUGGCGGCGGCGGCGACACGGACGAAAGGAAAGGAUCCGCGGACGACCCGGGAUGGGUGCACACGCACAUGUACCUGUGGGAGGGCGGGAGCGAGAACGAGAGCGAGAGGGAGAACGAGCGGAGGGUGAUGGUAGUCGAAACCACCUUUCACUCGACGCCCUUCCCUUCCGCACCCGAAGUGGAUCGGAUCACCCGGUUCGAGAGAGACGGYGGAACGAGCGGCGGAAGCCUCUCGGAGGGCACCGCAACGAGAAUGGCCUGGCGGUGGGAAGAAGUCGGCGAGUGAACGAAGGAACAAACGAAACGAACCAACCAACCAAGGGAGGAUGGAAGGAAGCGAGUCAACGGCACGCGCACAGCCCGACGCCGUUGGUAUUGGCAUUGCUCUUUCGAUUCGAUUCGAUUCUAAAUCCUUUGUCGCUCGAUCCCGUGGCAACCAAAAACUAUUGUUUCGUCGAGGGAAGUGCUUGCAGCAGCAUUAUGAUUUUUAAACAUUYAACCCAUUU
Molecule: messenger RNA, 2025 nt
Organism: Pseudo-nitzschia multistriata
Lineage: Eukaryota; Bacillariophyta; Bacillariophyceae; Bacillariales; Bacillariaceae
Source: the annotation of a GenBank genome assembly